Messenger RNA from Cuscuta europaea, 1494 nucleotides. The record is from the annotation of a GenBank genome assembly. Lineage: Eukaryota; Viridiplantae; Streptophyta; Magnoliopsida; Solanales; Convolvulaceae.
GGCGAAAGAGGCAAAAUGUGACCAACAAGGAUGGAGAGAUACAAGUUUGAGUGAAAAGAUACACUACUACUUGAGGAAAACAAGAAAAAAAUGGUCCUCUCGGAGUCUCGGAUCUAAGAGAUUCUUACAAGUUACAACACAAAAGAACAUAUUGAAAACAUCUGAAAAGACACACUCCAUUUACUAAUUGAGUCAAAGUUGCUCAUUAAAUAAACUCAUCGGCGGCGACGGGACGGAAACCGCUCUAUACGGCAUUACGGCGAGUCAAUUCAAGCCAAGAAGGAGCAUUCGAGGAAUGGUCAGCCGAAUCGCUAUUCAAUAUUGCGAUCAUAUAGUAAAUCAAGGCACAGAAAAAUCGAACAAAGCAAAGAAUUCCUGCUCCCAAUGGUAUCUUGAAAUGCAUUGAGGUCCCACAUUUUUGUCCUCUUCGCAGAUGCUGUAAAACUCCAACACCAAAUAAAAGUUCUCCUGCGCCAAACGCGACACUGCACAUUGAUGAAGGAUUCAAAGAGUUUAUACACAAAUGCCCCUAAUCAAUUCUUAUUUGAAUUUGUAAUUAAAAUAAAAGUUCACGUCUCCAACGGCAAGUCAUCAUCUCCAACCGUAACAGUUCAACCACCCACGUCACCUGCAACCACCGUCACCGGCCACACCUGCCGCCACCUCCAUCACCUGCGAUGCUUCCGCCGUCAUCACCGCCACCUGCCGCCGCCGUCACCGGGGCCACCUACAAAUUCCCUCGCCGCCGCUUCUAACACUGUGUCACCAUCCAUCACCAUAUGGCCGAUGUCACCAUCCACCGCCGCCACCAUUCCUGAGCACCGCCGCCACCGUGACAACUCAGACGGAAUAAUUAUGUCAUUAAGUUGGAAGAUAUAUGGUUGGGAGUAGAUUCACAUCUGCCAUGAAUAAGGGUUUUAGAUCUGACAAAGAGUUGACAAAUUUAUUUUGGAAUAUUAACACAGAAUUGCAAUGAAUUUUGCAAAAAUAUGAAAUCGGUGUCCAAACAUUUGAAAAAUCAAAAAUAAUAAUGAAAUAAGCAUGUUAGCACAACCGGAAUUCAGAAAAGGAAGCUAAUGGCAAAAAAGUUGAAAAAUCAUUUUACAUAAAUGCAUGUUGCCAUAAUCACUUGUCAGUACACACAUUUCUGCCAUAAACUUGGCAAAAUCUGAAGACAUCAUCCAAAAUUUUGGAAAAUCAGAAUUUUUUAAGAACUAAGAAAUCGGAUAUUGGAAAUAGAAAAUAGAAAUCCAAAAAUUGGCAAAAUCAAUGUCAACAUCCCAGAAAAACAGAGAAAUAGAAGGAAAAUAAAAAGAAGAAGCAGAAGGAGGUGAAGGAGGAGGAGGAGGAGGAGAACCUCAGCGACGACAACGUGAGGGAGAGUGGUGGCAACAGCGUAUAUGGCAGAAAUUUACAGAGAGGAAUCUACCGACCGUGCCACGGAAGAAGGAGAUCUAGUGUGCAAUCGAUCGAUUGUGCGCAGGAAGAGAGUCG